Molecule: messenger RNA, 2660 nt
Organism: Amphibalanus amphitrite
Lineage: Eukaryota; Metazoa; Arthropoda; Thecostraca; Balanomorpha; Balanidae
Product: kynurenine 3-monooxygenase-like
Exons: 11
Coding region: 187-1665 (492 amino acids)
Biological process (GO): quinolinate biosynthetic process; NAD+ metabolic process; L-tryptophan catabolic process
Cellular component (GO): mitochondrial outer membrane
Molecular function (GO): NAD(P)H oxidase H2O2-forming activity; kynurenine 3-monooxygenase activity; FAD binding
Source: RefSeq, a predicted model, not a curated record
AUGUCUCUGGCGUCACCCCCGGCUCCGUCGCGGGCGGCGCCGGCCGGUGUCUUCUUUGCGGCGCCGACGCGAGAUCCUCGCAGUCGCAGCUCUGUGGCGGCACAGGAUUGACGUCAGAGUUCCAGCGCAUCUGUCAGAGAUCAGCCGAGGCUCGCAGCUGCUACCUGAAGUUCUCCAGAGGUCACCAUGGGUCCGCAGAAGUCGGCUGAAGUCAGCAGGAUCACCGAGGACGGUGACAUGAUGGGCGGCGACGUCUCCGACGACCUCAUCAUUGCCAGCGGCGAGAGGAAGGUGGCCAUCGUCGGAGGCGGACUGGUGGGCGCUCUGAACGCCUGCUACCUGGCCCGCCGUGGUGUCGAGGUACACGUGUACGAGUACAGAGGAGAUAUUCGUCAGAUGGAGCACGUGCCCGGCCGGAGUAUCAACCUGGCUCUGAGCCACCGGGGUCGCAGCGCUCUGGCCCGGGUUGGCCUGGAGGACCUGGUGAUCCAGCAACACGGCAUUCCCAUGUACGGACGCAUGAUCCAUGCCACCGACGGACGCAAGAAGGUCAUCCCCUACGGCAAGGCCGGGCAGUGUAUCUAUUCGGUCGGACGGAGAUAUCUGAACGAGACUAUGCUGAGCGAGGCUGAAACUCAUCCAAACGUUCAUCUUCAUUUCAAUCACAAGCUUCUUCACUCCGAUCUUAAAACCGGACACAUGGUCUUCGAAAGUAACGGCCAGGAGGUGCAGGCGGACGCGGACCUCAUCCUGGGCUGUGACGGCGCCUACUCGGCCGUCAGGAGACAGAUGAUGAAGGCUCCGCGCUUCAACUACAGCCAGACAUACAUACCGCACGGCUACAUGGAGCUCUGCAUCCCGCCCACGGCCACGGGACAGUUCGCCAUGGAGCCCAACUACCUGCACAUUUGGCCGCGGGGCGAGUUCAUGAUGAUCGCCCUGCCCAACCAGGACCGCACCUGGACAGUGACUCUGUUCAUGCCGUUCGCCGUCUUCGAUCGGAUCACAACACCCGACGAGCUGCUCGAGUUUUUCCGCGAAAACUACCGCGACGCCAUCCCGCUCAUCGGCGAGGAGAAGCUCAUCAAGGAUUUCUUCUCGAACCGCGCGUCUCCACUGGUUUCUGUCAAGUGCUCGCCAUAUCACUCUCCCAAAGCUCUCAUCAUGGGCGACGCGGCCCACGCCAUGGUGCCUUUCUAUGGUCAAGGCAUGAACGCGGGUUUCGAGGACUGUCUGCUGCUCGAUGACCUGCUGACCAAACACGACAUGGACCUGGAGCGGGUACUGCCCGAGUACACGGAAGUGCGAAACCCAGACGCCGAGGCCAUCUGUGACCUGGCCAUGUACAACUAUGUCGAGAUGCGACACCUGGUCAACUCUCGGGCGUUCCUGAUGCGGAAGGCGCUGGACAGCUUCCUGCACACGUUCUUCCCCAAUAGCUGGACGCCGCUGUAUAGCAUGGUGUCCUUCACCAGGGUGCGCUACCACCAGGCCAUCGCGCACAAAGAGCGACAAGAUAAGAUCGUGUUCGGUGGAGUGAUGACGCUCGCCGCGGCGCUGGCGGCCGGUGUGGCGUACCUGGCGCAGCGCGGCGACCUGUGGCGCAGCGCCACUGAGGUGGUCAACGAACAGGCGCGACUGGCGCUCUCCCGACUGGGACUGUGAGCGAGCGACUGACGACUGAGGGAAGGGGACACACCGCCGGGCCUCACCCGCAACCGACGGGGAAGUGAAAGAAGUUAUGGAUGAUUAAUAGCCAAACUGAUGCGCCGAGCCAGGUUCAGAAAAGCUUGAUUGAAACGAAAAGCUCUGGUGAAAUAUCCAAAGCGUUCCAGCUGAGAAUAUUACAGCAUUGAUGUAGGCUGAAGCAACAACAUCGAUAAAACGAUCGAUUGUAUAGGGCUUCUUAGGCUAGAUGAUUACACGCCUUUACUCGUGCUUUACCAGCUUUUCGGUUCUUCUUUGCACGAAGGCGCCUCAUGUUUAGGUCCUGUGGCAACAGAGCGAAGGUUCGGUUUUUCAGCAUUGCUGUGUAUAUAGUUGCGUGUCUAUUCUGGAGUGUGCGGUGUAAAUGUGGUGUGCGUGUGUUUGUAAAGUAUGAUGUAAGAGAUAGCUGACGGUGUUUGUAUCUUAUAUAUGGCCCGGAACCAAGCGUAGAGCUGGGCAAACUAUCGAGCAAUGACAAGGUGUGUAUCGCUGUUCUAACUGAGCCUUUCUUACGAUGUCUACUUUUCGCGUGUCGUAGGUACAAAUAUCACUCAUCAGUAUCCUUCGUGGGGGCCUAGGUAGGGUGAUGGGUGGCCUUGUACGCCGCAAGACGCUGCGGUACGAACUACGACACCUUUGUAUUAUUGUCAUACCCGAGUGGACUGAGAAUUUAGAGACUUCCAGCCCUGCACACAAAGUGUUCGCGCAGCCGGGUGGCCCAGCGAUUGACCGGACUGUUCAUAUGAAGAUGAAGGGGGCGAAUGUUAUCUCAAUCACAUUCCACUGGCCGCGGUAACGAGCGCGGUCCCUAUCGGCGCUAAUUAUGAGCUGGUCAGGAUUCCAGGAGCUGGAGAGCACCAGCCUUCGGAUGGACCUCGGCUACGUCAUGACGGGAAUGGACGCCACGCUUUGUGUUCUGUAAGGGCUCACAAUACAAUAUGGCGUGGCACUAG